UGAAUGCCCAGUGUGAUGCACAUAAAUCAGAAAUAUCUGCGUCCCUUCUUUUUUUUUCCGACUCCAUCUUCCUUGUUUCAAGCAGAACAAAAGAGAAAAAAAGAUCAUCAUCAAACAUAUUGAAUCAUGACGUCUUCUCCGUCUUCACUUCCUACGCUUCUGCCACCCAUAUCAGCUUUCGCUCACACCCCUCUCAAUUUUACAUCCAGUAAAUCAUGGCAUACUCAUUCACCGCCGGCCCAAAACAACGCAAUCAGUCAGGCUUUUUCUACCCACACGAAUCCCCACGGUAACGAUGCCAUGUCUUUUGCUUACCAUCGCCAUGCAUCCGAGUUGACCCAGUCUCAGGGCCAAACACCAUUACAUCAUCCAACGUCCAUGGCAGGGCUUGAUCCACCGGCGGUGCGUCGCGCCUCCGAUCCUGUCGGGUCGCUGUCACCCAACACCAGAGGCAUGAGUUCUGAAGAAGUAUUGGCGGAAAAGCGACGACGGAACGCCGGUGCGUCCGCUCGAUUUCGUGACCGUCGAAAACAACGGGAAAAAGAACUGCAGGACAAAUGUCGUGUGCUUGAAGACCGCGUCCGAGAACUUGAAGAUGCGUUAAAACAACUGCAGCCGACUCACGCUGUACUUGAUCCUAAUCAUGCAUUUCAACCACAGAUAUCAGGAGCUUCAUCGUGUUCCUCCAUAUCAUCGCAGUCUUCUCACCCCGCUACUACUACUACUUCCUCCUCUUCCACCUGCACGGGUCCCGCUAUCGUAAAACGACAUAACGCACCAUCCAAUCUCGAUGAUCGCGUCUCACAGCUCGAAAACUUGAUGAUUCACUUUCGAGACGAAAAAGAAUCAGAUACUAAAAGAAUGCAAGAACUAGAGAAAGAGAAUGCAUAUUUAAGGUCACUUUUGAUUCCCACGACGACGAUUGUUUCAUCGUCUGUGGCUUUAAAAGCCAUUUCAGCAUCUGCAUCAAUCACAUCAGACCACCAAAGUCUAUCCCCCGAACAACCUACUCACAAACGCCCUCGGCUGUCACUUUCGCCUGUGACCUCUCAAUCUUCUUCUCUCUCAAACUAAAAUAUUCCCCCCCCCCACUUCCUAUCAUUGUAUAUUCGCUUUUUCUUUUUUUUUUUUUUCAUCUGAUGUCCAUAUUCAUUUAUACCAAACCUUCCUUCCAUUUUGUAUUUCUGCCAUUUAUACAGCCGACAAUAGAAACAGUCAUUCCAUGUUUUCCCACAAUCUUAUAACAUAUCACUUGCAGUACGAAUAGUAUCAUCAGGAUAUCUAUCAUCGAUCUAACUUCGCCAAAGGAGUCAUCCCCCAUUGCUGUGCCAUUUACUGGCUAUGUGACCAAAGAGAGAUCUGCAACACUGUGUAAUAUGGUUCAAACCAUGCAACGAUGAAUGUGAAAAUACCAUUUUUAUGAAACCUUAUAUUCGCGACAAUUCAUGACCUAUUGAAAGAAAAAUAAAAGAGAAAA
Molecule: messenger RNA, 1477 nt
Organism: Radiomyces spectabilis
Lineage: Eukaryota; Fungi; Mucoromycota; Mucoromycetes; Mucorales; Radiomycetaceae
Exons: 2
Coding region: 127-1074 (315 amino acids)
Biological process (GO): regulation of transcription by RNA polymerase II
Cellular component (GO): nucleus
Molecular function (GO): RNA polymerase II transcription regulatory region sequence-specific DNA binding; DNA-binding transcription activator activity, RNA polymerase II-specific
Source: RefSeq, a predicted model, not a curated record